This is a messenger RNA of Ostrinia furnacalis (Asian corn borer), 684 nucleotides long. RefSeq lists its product as uncharacterized. The transcript is spliced from 4 exons. The record is from RefSeq and is a predicted model, not a curated record. Lineage: Eukaryota; Metazoa; Arthropoda; Insecta; Lepidoptera; Crambidae. The coding region runs from base 109 to 594 and encodes 161 amino acids.
AUUUUGGGUAAGUAUAAUAGGGCAGAUGGGUUUCAAAGGACACCAUUCGCAAGUCAGCGCCUGUAGUGUACACUUCAACACUUCAACCUAACAAGCGAGACCAAUAAGAUGGCCCAUAAAUUGUCCGUUGCAGUUAUCAUUGCCGUAGUCGGAUUCGUAGCAGCGGUGCCUUCUAACCACCCAACCUACAUCGUGCCUGCUGAACACCGCAGCGAAGUGAGACCACUUAAAGCUUACGAAGCUCUUCCAUACGACCAAUAUGACUACUCAAUCGUACCGGCCGAUGAAUACCGUGUUUCUGAAUACGUCAACCCGGGAGACUCGUCUGUCUGGGAUUAUGGCCUUAUAUCAAAAUCUAUUGGAAGUCUUGGAUCGAUUGGUUCGAAAGUUGCUGCUGUUGGCAAGAUACUCAUCGUUAAUGGAGGACUCGUUCUACUCGGAGUAUUACUCGUCGUAGGCUUCUGUGCCUUCACCAAGCACUGCUCCCUCGUCCUCGAGAAGCCCUUCGCCAGACAGCUCCGGUCGCACAUCCCCUACCUCGACGAAAUGGAAGACCUCUUCAGGCGGGCUUAUGAUAAAUAUCACGAAUUGUAAUUUUGUAACAUUGAGAUGGUGCGAGUUGAAGGUGCUAUUUAUUUGUAUUUGUAAGUUAUUUAUUUAAGAAUAAAUGAUGUGUAAAUAUUA